UGGCCACGUUAGCCGCGCAGGACCGUUAAAUUUGAAACUUGGCGGCUAAGAAUGAGGACGUGAGACGGUCGGUUUGUGAGGGAGUUCGGUGAAUGCUUUUGUCCUGGAGCACCCCUGGUCCCUUGGGUAGCUCUAGGAGUAGGUUUCUGAAGGAAGCCCAGACGGUUGGCGGUCCUGAGGAAAGAUCGAUCGAGAGCGAGAGCAUGAGCGGGGAACGCCGGAUGGCGGCGACGAAGGAGGGGGUAGCUCUUAGUGAAGCCAUGUCCCUGGAAGGAGAUGAAUGGGAGCUGAGUAAAGAAAAUGUACAACCCUUAAGGCAGGGACGAAUUAUGUCCACUCUUCAGGAAGCUCUGGCACAGCAAGAAUCUGCCUGUAACACAACUCUUCAGCAGCAGAAAUGGGCAUUUGAAUCUGAAAUUCGAUUUUAUGCUGGAAAUGACCCUCUGGAUGUUUGGGAUAGGUAUAUUAAUUGGACAGAACAAAACUAUCCUCAAGGUGGGAAGGAGAGUAACAUGUCAACAUUAUUAGAAAGAGCUGUAGAAGCACUACAAGGAGAAAAACGUUACUAUAGUGAUCCUCGAUUUCUCAAUCUCUGGCUUAAAUUGGGGCAUUUAUGCAAUGAGCCUUUGGAUGUGUAUAGUUAUUUGCACAACCAAGGGAUUGGCAUUUCGCUUGCUCAGUUCUACAUUUCAUGGGCUGAAGAAUAUGAAGCUAGAGAAAACUUUAAGAAAGCAGAUGCAAUAUUCCAGGAAGGGAUUACACGGAAGGCUGAACCACUAGAAAGAUUGCAGUCCCAACAUAGGCAAUUCCAAGCUCGAGUAUCACGACAAACUCUUUUAGCACUUGAGAAAGAAGAGGAGGAGGAAGUUUUGGGACCUUCAGUACCACAACGAAGUACACUAGCUGAACUCAAAAGCAAAGGGAAAAAGACAGCAAGAGCUCCAAUCAACCGUGUAGGAGGUGCUCUCAAGGCUCCAAGCCAGAACAGAGGAUUCCAAAUUCCAGUUCCUCAGCAGAUGCAAAAUAAUCGUAGAAUUACUGUUUUUGAUGAAAAUGCUGAUCAGGCUUCUAGAGCAGAGUUGUUUAAGCCCAUGAUCCAGCCAUGGAUGGCACCACCUGUCCCCAGAGCUAAAGAGAAUGAACUACAUGCAGGCCCUUGGAACACAGACAGGCCCUUGGAAUACAGGCCUCAUGGCAAUAUAGCUUCUGUGACAACUGUACCCCCUGUUGUUCCCAGUUUUACUCCAUAUGUGGAAGAGACUGCACAACAGCCAGUUAUGACACCAUGUAAAAUUGAACCCAGUAUAAACCACAUUCUAAGCACCAGAAAGCCUGGAAAGGAAGAAAGAGAUCUUCUGCAAAGAGUUCAAAGCCAUCAGCAAGAGUCUGAGGAAAAGAAAGAGAAGAUGAUGUAUUGUAAGGAGAAGAUUUAUGCAGGAGUCGAGGAAUUCUCCUUUGAAGAAAUUCGAGCUGAAGUUUUUCGGAAAAAAUUGAAAGAGCAGAGGGAAGUUCUCGGCGGACACAACAUCUUUGUUGUAGAGCUGUUGACCAGUGCAGAGACAAGAGCACAAAUGCAGAAACAGAUUGAAGAGAUGGAGAAAAAGCUAAAAGAAAUCCAAACUACUCAGCAAGAAAGAGCAUGUGAUCAGCAAGAAGAGAAGAUAACUACAAAGAAGGAAGCUGAAUUGAAAAUUGCUUCCCGGUUUCAGGAAAUACCCAGAAUGGCUCUAUGCAGUUCUGUUUGUCCUCGAAACUCUUGUCCUAGGGAAACUUCACUUGCAGAAAGCAUUUGUCAAGAACAACUUCACUCUAAAGGUCCCAGUAUACCUUUCUCCAUUUUUGACGAAUCUCUUCUUUCAGAAAAAAAGAAUGAAAGUUCUCCUGAAGAGCUCCCAAAGGGCUUAGCCCAACGAAGACCCCUUGCAGUACUGAAAACUACAGAAAGCAUCACCUUAAAUGAGGAUGUCUCUCCAGAUGUUUGUGAUGAACUUACUGGAAUUGAGCCCUUGAGUGAGGAUGCCAUUAUCACAGGAUUCAGGAAUGUAACUAUUUGUCCUAACCCAGAAGACACUUGUGACUUUGCUAGAGCAGCUCAUUUUGCAUCCACUCCUUUUCAUGAGAUAAUGUCUUUGAAGGAUCUCCCUUCUGAUCCUGAGAGACUAUUGCAGGAAGAGGAUCUAGAUGCAAAGACUUCUGAGGAGCAGCAGACUGCAUGUGGCACCAUCUACAAUCAAACCCUCAGCAUCAAGAAACUGAGUCCAAUUAUUGAAGAUAGUCGUGAAGUCACCCACUCUUCUGGCUUCUCUGGAUCUUCUGCCUCAGUCUCAAGUACCUCCUCUAUCAAAAGUCUUCAGAUUCCUGAGAAACUGGAGCUUACUAAUGAGACUACAGAAAACCCCAUUCAGUCACCCUGGUGUCCUCAGAGUCGCAGACAACUACUAAAAUCCCUACCAGAGUUAAGUGCUUCAGCAGAGUUUUCUGUAGAAGAUAGACCAAUGCCUAAACUGGAAAUAGAGAAGGAAAUUGAAUUAGGUAAUGAGGAUUACUGUAUUAAACAAGAAUACCUGAUAUGUGAAGAUUAUAAGUUAUUUUGGGUGGCAUCAAGAAACUCUGCAGAGCUAACCAUAAUAAAGGUAUCUUCUCAAUCCAUCCCAUGGGACUUUUACAUCAACCUCAAGUUAAAGGAACGUUUAAAUGAGGAGUAUGAUCACUUUUGCAGCUGUUAUCAAUAUGAAGAUGGCUAUAUUGUUUGGUACCAAUAUGUAAACUGUUUCACCUUGCAGGAUCUUCUCCAGCACAGUGAAUUUAUUACCCAUGAAAUAACAGUGUUGAUUAUUUAUAAUCUUUUGACAAUAGUGGAAAAACUACACAAAGCAGAAAUAGUCCAUGGGGACUUGAGUCCAAGGAGUUUGAUUCUAAGAAACAGAAUCUACGAUCCCUAUGAUUAUAAUAAGAACAGUCAAGCUUUGAAGAUAGUGGACUUUUCCUACAGUGUUGACCUUAGGGUGCAGCUAGAUGUUUUCCCCCUCAAUGGCUUUCGGACUAUACAGAUCCUGGAAGGACAAAAGAUCCUGGCUAACUGUUCUUCUCCCUACCAGGUAGACCUGUUUGGUAUAGCAGAUUUAGCACAUUUACUAUUGUUCAAGGAGCACCUACAGGUCUUCUGGGAUGGGUCCCUCUGGAAACUUAGCCAAAAUACUUCUGAGCUAAAGGAUGGUGAACUGUGGAAUAAGUUCUUUGUGCGGAUUCUGAAUGCCAGUGAUGAGUCCACAGUGUCUAUUCUGAGGGAACUUGCAGCAGAAAUGAAUGGGGUUUUUGAUACCACAUUCCAAAGUCACCUGAACAAAGCUUUAUGGAAGGUAGGGAAGUUAAUUAGUCCUGGGGCUUUGCUCUUUCAGCAAGAUAGGCAGUCAGGUCUCUCAUAGAUUUCUGCUUAAAAUCAAUGGUUGUAUUGUGGAACCCUGGGUCUGUAUACGCUGUAAUUUAACUUAGGACACAUUUAGAGGCACUACCAAUACUUCUCUACUUUUGAGUAGAGGUAUAUUUCUUAAGUUACUGGCAUUUUUAACACAGUAGUGAACCUACUCUUAGCCUUAUCUAACUGUAACAAAGAACUGUUUUAUGCUAAAUGAAUUCCAUAUGAAUGGAUACUUUGUUGUCAUUUAACCCUUUUGCUUUUACUUUGUCCUGUACUUUUUUCCAAUUUGUAAUAUGUGCUCUUAUGGUCACCAUGUAUUUUAUAAAUAAUAAAAUAGUAUUUGUUAAUUUUGUGCUUCUAACAUUUCAUCUACUUUUUGCAAAGUGGUUUAAUUUUAUAGAUAGGAGCUAUUUGACCGGAAAUUGACAUAUCCCAGAUCUGUAACAAUUACAAUAGGAUUAUAAUAGGACAGAAUAGUGAAUCAUUUUUUUAGGUGUUUCUGACUUUCCAGUAAAAGUGGUCUAGAUCAAAAAGUAGGUAAAACACCGAAUUGCCUUAAAUUUCAGGUGGCAAAAUUAUAUUUUGUAUAUAUGGCUUGUAUUUUUAUCUGUCAACCCUUGGUAUAUUUAUAUAACCUAGUAGUGUUGCUGCUACUGGGUCUAUUGAUUUAGGAAUGUGGUUGUUAGAAAGGUAAAGAAAAGACUUGGAACAGGGUUUAGCAACCUUUCACAAUUAUUAUUAUUCUAUUAUUACAUGCGGAAUGAAUUAGAUCAAGAAAAGAUCAGUGAAGGAAUAAAAGGAGAUUCUUGUUUAGAAGAUUUAAGGAAGCAGGAGGUCAGAAUAAAAAGAUAACUUUAAAGCAUAGAGUAAUUUGGGAGAGACUAGGUCUCAAUGAAGAACUGGACACCCAAGUAGAAUUGUAAAUUAUACCUGACCUUGGGAAUAUAGAAGAAAAUUGUAGAAAAGAGGAAUGAAAACAUCUAAUUGACUAUUUCAUAUUGGAAUAUCAAGAUUAUCUAAUGUUCUUACAUGCUGGUGCCUGUUUUUGUUUUUUUUUUUUUUCAUUCUAGUCACUGCUCUAAAAUUGCUAAAAAGAAGAGUAUCCUAAGUAUAUCUCAACUAAAAAUAUUUAAACAUACUGUAUAUAGUUGAAGCAGUGAAAUGACUUGGAUCUGAAAGAUGAUCAACUUAGAAAUAUUUGCUCUUAACCAGAAGACAGCUCUUUAAACAUUCUCACAUUUGCUUCUCAUACUGAUUAUGUUAAAUGAUACAUGUGUAUCUUUUCUGUAAUCAAGUCCUUUCUCUCUGCUCUGUUCACUUGAUUUCUCAAUCCACUGAGUUGACACACAGUCAUUACUCUGAGACUGGAUAGUAAAUGUAGAUUUACAUUUACCUUCCCCUGUCACACACACCUCUCUCUCUCUCUCUCUCUCUCUCUCUCUCUCUCUCUCUCUCUCUCAGGAUUGAACAAUCCAGGGGCACUUUGCCGCUGAGCUAAUCUCCAGCCUUUGGAUUUUGAGAUAGGGUCUUGCUCAGUUGUUGAGGCUGGCCUCAAUAAUUCUCCUGCUUCAGCUUCCUUUGUCACUGGAAUUACACAUGUAUAACACUGUGCCUAGCUGAGCUUUGACCUUAAUUGGGGUCCUUGGUUCCACCAAAGACAUAAAAGCUAUGAAUCUUAAUAGGAUAAAGGUAGCAUUUUAUCUUAUGUGGAUUUUUGUUCAUCCUCUACUCUACUUCACCCUGACCUAGAGUUUAUUCUUUCUAGCUCUGGGGUGUUCUCCUAACCCAAUUUAGGGACCACACUCAGGCUCAUCCUAAGCACCCAACAGCCUGAGAAGGUAAAAACUAAAGAAAAACAUAGACCAGGAAGCCCAGUUCUAAUCAGUGUUCUUUAAAAUUGUGUUUUAGUUUGAACAUAUUUGUAUUAAACAGGAGUUGAGAAAAAUCAGAAGAAAACCACAGACAAAAAGUAAGGUUUUAUUCAUUCAUAAUCCCCCUAAUAUUUACAGUCACUACUGUUAAUAUUUUGCCUAUAUAUUUGUGUUAGUUUGUCAGGGCAAGCAAAAUAUCACAAACUGGCAGCUUAAACCACAGAAAUAUGUUGUCUCAUAGUCCGGGAAAAUGGAAUUCCCAAAAUCAAGGUCCAGCUGUCUAGUUUCUCCUCAGGCCUCUCUCCGUGGCUAAAGUGGCCACCUGCUUCCUGAGUCCUUUCUUUGCCCAAGCAACUUAGUAAGAUCCUGUCUCAAAAUAAAUAAUAAAAAGGACUGGGGAUAUGGCUCAGUGGUGAAGCACCCCUAUGUUCAAUUCCCACUGCCAAAAAUAAAAUAAUUCAACAUAGCUACCUAUUGUCCUCCAAAAAAAAAAAAAAAUUAAAAACACUAUACACUCAAUUUAGUUACAGUUAGUCUUCUCUCAGAAUCCUCAAAGGAUUGGUUCUAGGACCCCCACCCUCACCCCAUGGAUACCAAGAUCCACAGACACUCAAACCCUUAUAUAAAAUUAUGUAGUAGUAUUUUUUUCAUAUGCCUAUUUAUAUUAUGUACUUUAAAUCAUCUCUAAAUUAUAAUUAUAAAUGUGUAAUUAUAACCUAUUAUAAUAGAAAUGCAUUAUAAAUAGUCGUAAACAUUUUUAGAGAAUAAUAGCAAGAAAAAGUCUACAUGUUCACUACACAUGCAAAUUUUUUUUAAAAUAUUUUUUUAGUUGUAAAUGGACACAUUACCUUUAUUUAUUUUAUGUGUUGCUGAGGAUUGAACCCAGUGCCUCAUACAUGCUAGGCAAUUACUCUACCACUGAGCUAUAAGCCCAGCUGCUACACAUAUAAUUUUUUCUAAAUAAAAUUUUAAAUCAGGGUUAAUUGAAUCUGAAUGUGUAGAGCCAAUGGUAUGCAGCAAAUAUUUACAUCAUUUUUCAUCUACAUUAUCUCAAGUUUUUAUGAGUUUGCUUCUCCCAUAGCCCGUUUAUGCCAAAUCAGAACACUUCAAUGGUUUCCCAUCUUAAGUGACCCAAAAUCCAAAGACUUGAUUAUGGCCUACAAAAUACCAUCUGCUUUAAUCCUAGUUCUUUGACCUCUUCCCAGACCCCUUUUCCUUGCUCAUUCCACUAUAGUCUGUCUGCCUCUUUAGUAUUUCUUAAACAUGCCUGCUUGUUUUCCUCUUUAUGGCUUUUUUACUUGCCAUCUCUUCUGCCUAGAGUUGUUUUCCCCUGAUCUUCUGUGGAUGCUUUCUCAAAUCACUGUAUCAGAGAUGCCUUCCCUGACCAGUCUGUUUACACAGCAUCCCACACAUUCACUAUUACUUUCUGUCCCCUUUUACCUGUUUUUAUUUCUAUAGCACCUAUCACUGUGUGUUUGUGUGUGUGUGUGUGUGUGUGUGUGUGUAUACACUUCUUUUUUUCCAAUCCCACUAUCAGAUUUUAAGUUCCUUAAGGGCAGGGAUUUACUUUAUUUCCUAUUUUAACCUUAAUGCCUACAACAGUGCCUCUAUGAAUAAAACUAUUUUUAGUUUUAUUUAAAAUUUAAAAUUUUUAUUAAAAUUUAAAACUAUUUACCCUACCCUAAAGCUUAAAAAAAAAAAAAAAA
Messenger RNA from Ictidomys tridecemlineatus (thirteen-lined ground squirrel), 6995 nucleotides. The record is from RefSeq and is a predicted model, not a curated record. NCBI's taxonomy places the organism in Eukaryota, Metazoa, Chordata, Mammalia, Rodentia, Sciuridae.